Molecule: messenger RNA, 846 nt
Organism: Drosophila kikkawai
Lineage: Eukaryota; Metazoa; Arthropoda; Insecta; Diptera; Drosophilidae
Product: zinc metalloproteinase nas-15
Biological process (GO): proteolysis
Molecular function (GO): zinc ion binding; metalloendopeptidase activity
Source: RefSeq, a predicted model, not a curated record
AUGCAUUACCUUGCAUUCGCAGUGCUCUUGACAAUAGGACCCUUGGUCCAUACUCGUCCUUCCAGUGAAAUUCAAGUAGAUGACGUUAUAUAUACACCAGAGCAAUUGCAAUUCUUUGAAGGAAAUAUGACUAGUAGGAUUGUUUUAUCCUGGUCAGGUUAUUACUGGAAAAAGAGCACUCUGGUAUAUAGCUUUGGCGUGGGUCUGUCAUCUGCAGACCAGGCUCUAGUAAAAAAUGCCAUGAAGGAAAUAUCAUCACAGACUUGUGUCAAAUUUCGAAAGACAUUGAGUAGUCGCGAGCCGCAAGUAGUAAUUCAACGAAAGGAUGCCGGAUGCUGGUCCUAUGUAGGAUAUUUGGGCGUUACCAACCAGGAACUCAAUCUUGGCAGUGGAUGCAUGUCUAGUCGCACGAUUCAGCAUGAACUGCUCCACGCCUUGGCCUUUUACCACACUCAAAGCGAUCCCCAAAGAGAUCAGUAUGUGCGAAUAUACCCAGAGAAUAUCAAGCCCGGCCAUAAACACAAUUUCAAUAAGCUUCGAGCUGGCGCAGUGACUGACUUCGGACUGGGCUACGAUUACGAUAGUAUUAUGCAUUACGGUCCAUUUGCCUUUUCGAGAAAUGGAAACCCCACGAUUAUUCCUCUCCAGGCUAAUGCAAUUAUUGGUCAGGCGACUCAACUGAGUCCGAGGGAUGUGGCCACCCUAAAUCGCAUGUAUUGUUAGUUUUCUUAACUUUAUGUUAAUUUUAACAUUUUAUUUAAUGUGUUUAUUGGUGAUUUAAUUAAAUAAUUGGGGUGAUUGUUAAUUUAGAAAUUCAUUUGGAUUAAAAAUUACCAUACUUCACAA